Molecule: messenger RNA, 6021 nt
Organism: Amphiprion ocellaris (clown anemonefish)
Lineage: Eukaryota; Metazoa; Chordata; Actinopteri; Pomacentridae
Product: F-BAR and double SH3 domains protein 1
Exons: 24
Coding region: 79-2130 (683 amino acids)
Biological process (GO): regulation of actin filament polymerization; neuromuscular synaptic transmission
Cellular component (GO): neuromuscular junction; recycling endosome
Molecular function (GO): protein binding
Source: RefSeq, a predicted model, not a curated record
GGAAGAAAACCCUCAGUCGGUUCAUGAGUGGCGAUCCUGAGGCUUGAGGAAAGGAAAGUCCAGAAGCAGCAUCCAGACAUGCAGCCGCCUCCCAGGAAGGUAAAAGAGAGUCAACAGGUGAAGCUGCUGUUCUCAGAGCAGCUCAGCAAACUGCAGAUGAAACAGCAUCAGGACAGCGAACUACUGGAGGAGAUCAGGUCCUUCAGUAAGCAGAGAGCAGCCAUAGAGAAAGACUACAGUCAGGCUCUCCAGAGGUUGGCUGUCCAGUUCCAGAAGAGAGACUGGCAAAGAGGAAACACAGACGCUGUGUCUUCAGGGAGUGUGUUUGCUGUGUGGAGGUCGGUGGUCGAUGCUACAGCUCAGACGGCUGCUUCUCGACUGGCUGCUGGGGAACAAUACCGCACACUGAUUGGACAAGUCUCCAGAAGCCUCCGCAAUGCCAAGGACGUCCGAGCAAAGAGAGGCCUGGAGCAGCUGCAGAAGGUCCAGGCUGAGCUGGUGGAGGCUCUGAGAGAGCUGCAGAGGCUGAAGAAGUCCUACCAGCAGGUCAACCACAUCGCUGGAGCUGCCAGAGAGAAAGCUGAAGAUGCUCAGAGCAGGUCCAGGAAGAGUGAACACGGGAUCUUCCACUUUAAAACAGGACUUCAUAAGAUGGCUGCUAAGUUGGUUUCCAGACUGAAAGAGUCAGACGACCGUCUGACUGAAGUCCGUAAUGAAUAUCUGCUGACAUUAGCAGCAGUCAACGCUCAUCAGAAACACUAUUACAGUACAGACCUACCACGGACCAUGGCGCAGAUGGACGGUGGCGUUUAUGAUGAUCUGAGAAGUUAUUUCACUCUGCUGUGUGGGACGGAGAUGGAAGCCUGUCUGAACACACACCAACAGUACGGCCGGAUAUGGGACAGCGUUGUUAAGGUGACCAGAGACAGAAAUGUUCAACAGUUUCUGCAGGAAUCUGCCUCCUUCAGCAAAUCAGCUGAAUUCUCAUUCCAGCCUGCUCCACGAGACCAGGUGUUUUCUCUGCAGGAGGUUUGUCCCGACGAUGAGGCUGGUCUGGUGAAGGAGGCCAAGAAAUGGAUCCAAAAGGCGGCUAAGGAUUUUAAGAUCACAGCUCAUGGACAGAGAGCUCUGCAGAUGUUGGAGAGUCGACUGAAGCUUCUUUCAGGAGAAACUGGACUCAGCGUGGAGCAGAAGAUCUCCGAGGUGCAGGAGAACAUCAGGAAGGCGAAGCUUAGCAGGGUGAAGGCCGAGGCCCGGCUCGCUCUGCUGGCCCAGAGCAUCGCAGGAACCGAACGCUGGCUUCAGGAGGCGAUGGACCGGGCCGAGCAGGACCUGGAGACGGAGCGACGCCUCAGCGAACAGAGGAAGUCCACGGAAGACUUUUCAGAGGACGAGUUCGAGCUGACUGACUUCGAGGACUAUGAAGACGAGAACGCAGACAUCUUUGCAGAUCCAGUUUCAGCUUCUGAAGUGUGUGUUUACCCUGCAGCCUGCAGAGUGGUCUACAGCUACCAGGCCAGCCAAUCAGAUGAGCUGUCAAUCACUGAAGGGGAGGAGCUUGAAGUGAUAGAAGAUGGAGACGUGGAGGAUUGGCUGAAGGUGUGUAACUCCUGCGGUCAGGUGGGCUAUGUACCUGAGCGCUAUGUGCAGUUCCUGUGUCUACCUGCAGAUGAUGCCACUCAGCUGGAUGGCUCAUUCAGCUCCACGUCCCCCACAGGAAGUAAAAAGAAGACUGGAAGCAGAGGUGUUGUCAGAGCACUGUACUCCUACCAGGCUCAGAGCGCAGAGGAGCUUUCCUUCCAGGAGGGGGCGCUGAUCCACCUGAUAUGCUGUCGUCAUGGACAGGUGGAUGAUGGAUUCUGGGAGGGAGAGCUGGAUGGACAAACUGGUUUCUUCCCUUCGCUAGUGGUGGAGCUGCUGCAGGAUGAAGGUGAAGAGGAAGAGGAGGAGGACCCUCCAGUAUCCUCCAGGCCUCCCCUGAUACCUCCUGCUUUCAGCAUGGUGCCCCCUGCUGGUGUGGAGGUGUUGCAGCUGGCAGGAUCAGUGGGCGACUCUCCAGAACCGUCCAGCGGUCGACUGAGACCGGUUCGAGCUCCACCUCCUCCUCCAGCACACAAGACUGGACCCUGAGACCAGCACCAGGACCGACUCAGACCUCCUGAGACCAGAACCAGGACCGACCCAGGUCUCCUGAGACCAGCAUCAGGACUGGCCUGGUUUUGAUCAGGGUUCAGCAGAGUCGUAGUUUAUCUACUAAACAUCUAAGAGGGAAGAUGAACUAAUAUUUAUGUAGAAAAGUCUGUUUGUGUGCCGCUUUAUUCAGACAUAUUCUAGUUAUCAAACAGCUGAAUAUAUCAAAGAAAAUCAGACAUAUCAGAUCAAAUCAGAUCAAAUCAAAUACAGCAGCUUUAACUGACAAAAGUCUUUCAUUUCUUCCAUUAAUAGUAUUUCUUGAUAUUUUAAAGCUUUUAGUGAAGUUAAAAUUUCUUCUGCAGAAGCUCAUAUUUCCUUUUAACCACUAUAAUAAUGUGUUUUUAUCAUCACUAUCACAAAUAAUUAGAAAUGUCUGAAUAGUUUCAGAUUCUUUCAAAGUGCUUCUCUGGAUAGAUGACAGUAAAUUCUGUUCUUCAUUUAUGUACUUUCCUUGUAUUGAACCAGUAGUUUCCCUUUGAAUGUUUGUAUUUCAUCAUUAGGACUGUAACUAAAGGAGUGGUUCUGGUUCUGAUCCAUUAUUGAUCAUUAGGACUGUAACUAGGGGCGGAUCCAGAUUAAUUUUAGUGGGGGGGAACGGGGUACAACACAUAUUUUUUUUGGGGGGGGGGUAAGAAAAAAUGAAAGCUGCUACUGACCUCUCGCUUUUACAAAGUAUUUUUCAUGGGGGUGUUUUGGCUCUUUAACCCAAUAGGAAAGCUGUAUAUGACCUUUUCAUUUUGGACUGUUAACAUUCAAAUUAUGAUGGACUUGUUUCCUUGUUUAUGUGAAUUACAGCAUCAUUAGCUGCAACAUCUGCCUGUUAUGUAAAACUGGUAGCUCAACGACAGCAUCCUGAGGGCAAUUAAGUGACAAAUAUUGUGCAAGAACAGCACUAUUACAACCCUGACAAUUUCCACUUCUUAGAAUGUUUACUGCCAAUUAUCACACAUAAAACAAUAAAUAAUAUUCUGUACUUUUAGCAAACAGUUCUCAGCUGUAAACCAUAAACAUCGCAGGGUUCUUUAUGCUAAUCAGUCUAAAUCACAAUGAGUACUACCUGUAGGAGCAGAUUUGAAACUGCUCUGUAAUUAUAUUGGUGUCAGUGGGUUUCACUCGUAAUUAAUCGAUUGUCAUUUUACCUGUAUAAGGUAGGAACCUUUGUGGCUAGGUAGGGUUUCCAGCCGGAAGGGACAAAUCGGUUUUUGACCGCGGAAUGCUGUACGCCGAACGGCAACUUGUGAACGGGAAUCUCUGCACUUUGGAGUUUUCUGGGAAACCAAUAAAGACACUGUGUUCAAGGCAGUUAAAACGAGUUGGACUUUCAUCCGUUAGUUCGGUUAUUAAGCGCGUCAGUUCCGUUUUUAUGGUUCCCGGUUGGAGGCUCUCAGUGGCUUAAAGCAUUUAGCCUCUUUAACACAAGUCAAAAACUGCUUUGAAAAGUUCAACAACGGCUGCUAGGACUUUGUUGUCGCGUUUUGCUGGUGAGGACGGGAGGACAAGGGAGGCAUGGCGGUGGCGGAGGCUUGGAGGAGACACCUGAGCGGAGCAUCACCUGUUUACCUGCGUUCCUGGACGCAGCUGCGGGAGAAGAGGAGAGACGCCGGUGAGGACGCGGAGAAGGUUAGUGUGUUUGUUUGUGGUCUUUCUGUUUCUAGGUGGAAGCUGAAUUAGUGAGGAUGACUCCUGCUCCUGUCAUCUCUAAGCUCCUCCCACAUCUUUACCUGCACAUGAGGAAAAUCACUCCUGUAGAAUGCAGAUGCACAAUGAGGGACGUCUGCAGAGACUGAGAAAGAGUCUCACCACAUCCUGACAUGAGGAAAAAGACUUUAUUGAAGACUACAAUGAGAAAAACUAUCAGACAGCAGACGGCUGCAUUCAAGUCUGUAGCUGCUGAAUUCAUGGAUGAAUCAUCUGGCACUAGAGAGGAAGACCAUCAAACAUCCACGUCAGCUGAUGGAGGUCCAAGAGUCUCACCCAACAAACAACCUACAGAGUGAAGACCUCCAAUCUGAUUGGACGGCCUCCUAUUCAGCCACAUUUUAGGCUGUUAGAUUGUUCCAGAUAAGACAAGUACAAGAUUCUUCAGAGCCGUUCUACCACGAGCCUGACAGGAAGAACUCCAACAGCUACUGAAUGUUCCUGUGGUUCCCUCAAGGCUACAGGAGGAGUCCUACGAGGACGAGCCGGUCCACCUGAUGGAGGCCAGUCGCUGCGGUUCAAAGCCAACACCGACUACGUGGACUUCUACUGGACCACACGGAGGCCUUCAAACCGGACCAACAAGUUCAGCGACUCCCCGACUCGUGGGUCUGAGGACGCCGCCGAGCCUCGGUCCAGCCGGCCUCCUGUCUGUGGGUGUUUGAGUGCUGAGAGGUUUGUGGAUGCAUGUGAACGUUCUGUGUUGAAACAGCAGCUUUGGACUCAGUAACGCCGGGAAAAACCAAGAGCUCCUUUAUUUGUGACUUCCACUAAAAAAACUGAUGAAAAUAAGUUUGCCAGGGUUCUGACUGAUAACAGAUUAUUAAAUAAUGAAAAUAAUCAGUUUAAAUAUUCCUUUAAACAAUCCUUUUAGGUCUACAUUUCCUUUACACUGACUUCUUGGUAUAUGUACAAGUAUUUUGGGUGGAAUAUACCAUUAAGCCCAAUGUUCAAGGGUUCUUCUGGGAAUAUACCAUUAAACCAACCUUUUAGGUAAAUGUUCCAGGAUGUUGGGUAGAAUAUACCAUCAGAUCAACCUUUUAGGUCUACAUUGGAAGAUUUUAGAGUAGAAUAUUACUCCAAACCAUCCUUUAGGUCUACAUUUAAGGUGGAAUACUCCUUUACACCAAGAUUUUUUGGUCUACAUUGAAGGAUUUUAGGUGGAAUAUUCCUUUGAACGAACUUUUUAAGUUUAUGUUCAAGGAUGUUGGGUGGAAUAUACCAUCAGACCAACCUCCAAGGUCUACAGUAGUGAAUUUUAGGUGGAAUAUACCAUUAAACUCACCUUUUAGGUCUACAUUGGAGGAUUUUAGGUGGAAUUUUCUUCCAAACCGUCUUUUAGUCUACAUUUAAGGAUGUUUAGGAUGGUAUAUUCUUCCAAACCAACUUCUCAGGUCUACAUUUCAGGUGGAAUAUUCCUCCAUACUAACUUUUUUGGUCUACAUUGAAGGAUUUUUUUCUAAACCACCCUUUGGGGUCUAUAUUUGAGGUUUUAGGUGGAAUAUUCCUUUUAACCAGCCCCUCAGGUCUCUUUGAGGAUUUUGGAUGGAAUACUCAGUUAAAGCAACAUUUUAGGUGCAUGUCCAAGGAUUUUUGGUGGAAUGUUCCUUUAAGGUGGAUGUGUGAGGACCUUGUAGGUGGAAUACUUCCUGAAACCAACCUUUUAGGUCAACAUUCAAAGAUUUAAGGUGGAAUAUUCCUUUAAACCAACCUAAAUUUCAUGUUUUGAUCAUUAUCAAGUGAGAAACCUCAAUCCAGACUCCUCAUAAUGACGUUUGAGAUUUAUGCUGCUGUUAUUUGUUUAGUCCAGACUAAAUGACAGAAAUCCACAACUGUAAUUUUAUUUCAGGACUCGGUUAUUAAAUGUCAAAACAAUCCAUGUGACUCUAAAAACUCAACAGCUUUACAAACUCUAAGAUUAAACUCUCCACAAGGAUCCAAAAUAAGUUGGACUUCUACAUGAGAGCUUUAAUUAUUCUUCAUCUACUUCCUGAAAAGUUUGGUCAAUAAAAAAGACAAAAACUAAUAUUUUCAGCUGAACUAAAGACAGACUUUGUGAUUUUUCUGCUCACAUGUUGUGUUGUUGUAAACUUCCUCUUUCAAAUAAAUAGCCUCCUAACCCCCUGGAAA